This is a messenger RNA of Pyricularia oryzae 70-15, 165 nucleotides long. RefSeq lists its product as uncharacterized. The record is from RefSeq and is a predicted model, not a curated record. The transcript has 2 exons. Bases 1 to 165 code for a protein of 54 amino acids. NCBI's taxonomy places the organism in Eukaryota, Fungi, Ascomycota, Sordariomycetes, Magnaporthales, Pyriculariaceae.
AUGGCCACCCCUCCCGAGAUGUUGAGAGCUACGACCGAAGACCAGAUCAACGAGCAAGAGCACCAAGUCAAAGACGACUCUGCCGCGAAAGAAAAUGACCGGCAUUUGUUCCAGGAUCAUACGGCAUUUCCGGAUUUUUGGGCAAAGAAGUUCAUAAGCGGUUAA